Nerophis lumbriciformis (worm pipefish) is the source of this 1776-nucleotide messenger RNA. The record is from RefSeq and is a predicted model, not a curated record. NCBI's taxonomy places the organism in Eukaryota, Metazoa, Chordata, Actinopteri, Syngnathiformes, Syngnathidae.
AUGAAAAUGUCGGUGUGCGUCCACGAGAAUCGGAAAUCCCGAGCCAGCACCGGCUCCAUGAACAUCUACCUGUUCCACAAGUCGUCGUACGCCGACAGCGUACUCAUGCACCUGAACUCCUUGCGGCAGCAGCGUUUGUUCACCGACGUGCUCCUCCACGCCGGCAGCCGCUCCUUCCCCUGCCACCGCGCCGUGUUGGCCGCCUGCAGCCGUUACUUUGAAGCCAUGUUCAGUGGCGGGCUGCGUGAGAGCCAGGCCAGCGAGGUGGACUUCCAUGACUCGGUCCACCCGGAGGUGCUGGAGUUGCUGCUGGACUAUGCGUACACGUCACGGGUGGUCAUCAACGAGGAGAAUGCCGAAUCGCUGCUGGAGGCUGGAGACAUGCUGGAAUUCCAGGACAUCCGCGAUGCCUGCGCAGAAUUUCUGGAGCGGAACCUUCAUCCGUCCAACUGCCUCGGCAUGCUGCUGCUCUCCGACGCCCACCAGUGCACCAAGCUCUCGGAGCUCUCCUGGAGCAUGUGUCUGAGCAACUUCCCCGCCAUUUGCAAGACAGAGGACUUCCUCCAGCUGCCAAAAGACAUGGUGGUGCAGCUUUUGUCCCACGAAGAGCUAGAGACCGAAGACGAGCGACUAGUAUAUGAGGCCGCCCUGAACUGGAUCAACUACGACCUGGAGAGGCGACACUGCGACCUCCCCGAGCUCCUCGGGACAGUUCGCCUGGCUUUACUGCCCGCCAUCUUCCUGAUGGAGAACGUCUCCACAGAGGAACUGAUUAAUGCCCAGGCCGAUAGCAAAGAGCUCGUUGAUGAAGCAAUCCGUUGUAAACUAAGGAUCCUGCAGAAUGAUGGCGUGGUCAACAGCCAGUGCGCCCGGCCCCGCAAGACAAGCCACGCCCUCUUCCUCCUCGGGGGCCAGACCUUCAUGUGUGACAAAUUGUACCUAGUAGAUCAGAAGGCCAAAGAGAUCAUUCCCAAAGCAGACAUUCCCAGUCCAAGGAAGGAAUUUAGCGCCUGCGCCAUCGCCUGUAAGGUGUACAUAACAGGCGGUCGCGGUUCCGAGAACGGCGUUUCCAAAGACGUGUGGGUCUACGACACAGUCCACGAGGAAUGGUCCAAAGCGGCGCCUAUGCUCAUCGCAAGGUUUGGCCACGGCUCGGCCGAACUCAAGCACUGCCUGUAUGUGGUCGGCGGUCACACGGCAGCUACCGGGUGCCUCCCUGCCUCGCCAUCCGUGUCGCUUAAGCAAGUGGAGCAGUUCGACCCGGCGGCCAACAAGUGGACCAUGGUGGCGCCCCUGAGGGAGGGCGUGAGCAACGCGGCGGUGGUCAGCGUCAAGCUCAAGCUCUUCGCCUUCGGGGGAACCAGCGUCACCCAUGACAAGCUGCCCAAGGUGCAGUGCUAUGAUCCCCAGGAGAACCGCUGGACUGUGCCGGCAUCAUGCCCGCAGCCGUGGCGCUACACCGCCGCCGCCGUACUGGGAAACCAAAUCUUCGUCAUGGGCGGAGACACAGAGUUCUCGGCGUGCUCGGCGUACAAGUUCAGCAGUGAGAGCUACCAAUGGACCAAAGUAGGAGAUGUCACGGCCAAGCGCAUGAGCUGCCAGGCGGUGGCGUCUGGUAACAAACUCUACGUGGUGGGGGGCUACUUUGGCACUCAGCGCUGCAAAACCUUGGACUGCUACGACCCCACGUCGGACGCAUGGAACAGCAUCACCACGGUGCCGUACUCCCUCAUUCCCACCGCCUUUGUCAGCACCUGGAAGCAUCUGCCUGCCUGA